AGUGGAACUUGAGCACGUAAUAGGGUAGCGCUAAGCAGCAAGCCGGACCCGGUCGCUUGUUUUUUAAUCACGCCACCCGUCGCGUGCAUCAGCAUCACCUAUUCUCUUCUUCCAGCACCCCCCUCUCCUCUCUUUCUUUUUUUCUUCCCCGGCCGCUCUUCUUCCUCCUACUGAGCCUAGCAGAGCAGCGAAGUCAGAGAUUCCAAUUUCAUUUGUAUCUCUGUCCUUCAUUGGCUCUUCAUCGCCACCCCUUUGACUACCUAGCCUCGUUCACCGCUCGCUCAGCCCUCCUCCUCCUAAUCUCCGUAUUUUAAUUUCAGCCGUUCCACCAUUUCUUGACAGAGACAGGCUACCGCACAGAGGAGGAGCACUGGAGCGAGCAACAGGCGGCGCUUUGCUGCUGCUCGGUGCUGGAGCUUCCACGACGCACAGCAGCAGCAGAGCUCGAAACUUGAUUUCGAGUCGCUGGACCGGAGACAGCGGGAUCAGGGGAGGAGAGGCCGCUGCUUGAUUCGGUCAACUCUUGGUCGCCAGCCGCAGCCGGAGUGCAGCAGGAUCAAGACCAAUGGGGAGGGAGUGGACGCCGUCGGCCGCCGCGGCCGCUGUUCUGCUCGUCGUCUCCUGCGUCGCGGCGGCACCGCUGGCGCUGCAGCAGCACAAGCACGCCAGGAUCUCAGGGGACACCGGCGGCGUGCUGGACGACGACCCGGUGGGAAAGCUUAAGGUGUUCGUGUACGAGAUGCCGCGGAAGUACAACCUGAACCUGCUGGCCAAGGACAGCCGGUGCCUGUACCACAUGUUCGCCGCCGAGAUCUUCAUGCACCAGUUCCUGCUGUCCAGCGCGGUGCGGACGCUGGACCCCGAGGAGGCCGACUGGUUCUACACGCCCGUGUACACCACCUGCGACCUCACGCCGCAGGGCUUCCCGCUGCCGUUCCGGGCGCCACGGAUCAUGCGGAGCGCCAUCCAGUACGUCGCCACGACGUGGCCGUUCUGGAACCGGACGGAGGGCGCCGACCACUUCUUCCUCACGCCCCACGAUUUCGGCGCAUGCUUCCACUAUCAGGAGGAGAGGGCCAUGGAGAGGGGGAUCCUGCCGCUGCUCCGGCGCGCGACGCUGGUGCAGACGUUCGGGCAGAGGAACCACGUGUGCCUGCAGGACGGCUCCAUCACCAUCCCGCCCUACGCCAACCCGCACAAGAUGCAGGCGCACCUCAUCAACCCCGGCACGCCACGGUCCAUCUUCGUUUACUUCCGCGGCCUCUUCUACGACAUGGGCAACGACCCCGAAGGUGGCUACUACGCCAGGGGCGCGCGCGCGUCGGUGUGGGAGAACUUCAGGGACAACCCGCUGUUCGACAUCUCGACGGAGCACCCGUCGACGUACUACGAGGACAUGCAGCGCGCCAUCUUCUGCCUGUGCCCGCUGGGGUGGGCGCCGUGGAGCCCGCGCCUGGUGGAGGCCGUCGUCUUCGGCUGCAUCCCCGUCAUCAUCGCUGACGACAUCGUGCUGCCCUUCUCGGACGCCAUCCCCUGGGACCAGAUCAGCGUCUUCGUCGCCGAGCGCGACGUGCCGCGCCUCGACUCCAUCCUCACCUCCAUCCCGCUCGACGACAUACUCCGCAAGCAGCGCCUGCUCGCCGGCGCGUCGGUGAAGCAGGCCCUGCUCUUCCACCAGCCCGCCAGGCCCGGGGACGCGUUCCACCAGAUACUCAACGGGCUCGCGCGCAAGCUGCCGCACGGCAAGGGCGUGUUCCUCGAGCCCGGGGAGAAGGUCUUGGACUGGAACGCCGGACUCGAGAGCGACCUCGAACCGUGGUAGAUGCGGCGCCAUUGCAUUGCAUCGCAUCUACUCUUCUCCUUGUUCUUUUCUUUUUUUUUUUCUUUCACGGACUUUUUUACAUCGAUCGAUAUCACGCCUUAGUUUUCUUUUCGAUCACUUUUUCCAUUGUUUCUUUCAAUAGAGAGGGAAGUUGUCAGGAGAUGUGCUUGUGUGAUUUAGAAUUAGUGAUUACUACAUCAAUGGCUGUCAUGUGAUUAGUUAGUGUUUGUAAAUCGCUCUAGCCUUUCUACUUAAUGAAUUUCCUUUUUUUUU
Messenger RNA from Phragmites australis (common reed), 2095 nucleotides. Its product is annotated as probable glucuronosyltransferase Os01g0926400. NCBI's taxonomy places the organism in Eukaryota, Viridiplantae, Streptophyta, Magnoliopsida, Poales, Poaceae. Gene Ontology annotation, biological process: glucuronoxylan biosynthetic process; plant-type secondary cell wall biogenesis. The record is from RefSeq and is a predicted model, not a curated record. Gene Ontology annotation, molecular function: glycosyltransferase activity. The transcript is spliced from 4 exons. The coding region runs from base 566 to 1822 and encodes 418 amino acids.